This is a messenger RNA of Phlebotomus argentipes, 2643 nucleotides long. RefSeq names its product nucleolar complex protein 3 homolog (gene Noc3). NCBI's taxonomy places the organism in Eukaryota, Metazoa, Arthropoda, Insecta, Diptera, Psychodidae. Gene Ontology annotation, cellular component: nucleolus. The coding region runs from base 97 to 2577 and encodes 826 amino acids. The transcript is spliced from 5 exons. The record is from RefSeq and is a predicted model, not a curated record. Gene Ontology annotation, biological process: DNA replication initiation. Gene Ontology annotation, molecular function: chromatin binding.
ACAGCGCGUCAGUGGUGCUCCCUAACCUAACAUUUUCACGUGGUGUUCUGUUUUGUUCCGCACAAAUAAUCACUUUUGGACACAUUUUUGUGAAGAAUGGGCAAUAAAAAGGUAAAAAUAAGCGCAGCAAAGAGGACAAAACAUCUCCAUGGGAAGAAGAAUGUGGCUCCCAAUCAGUCGAAGAAGAAAGCCCCCGUGAAGGGCAAACCGGAGGUGAAAGGAAAGCCUCUAGCGAAGAAAUUAGAUAAAGGACAAGAUGUGCGGCAUGGGAAGCUUGGAAAGGGAAAGAAGAAGCGGCCAAAACACUUGGGAAUGCCGGAGAUUCAUGGAGAAGUCUCGAGUGAUGUCGACGAUGUGAUGGACAUGAUAGAUGAUGAGGAUCUCUCGUACCUGGAAGAGAAUUUCGACGGGAAAACUGAAAAUGGUAAUGCUGGGAAGGCCAAGAAGGGAGAUAAGAGGAAAAAUACCUCAGAUAUUUCCCUGGACAGCCAUGAGAAGAAGUUCCGGAAGGAUUACCAGGAGAUUCGUGCCGUUGAGGAGAAAACUCGUCAGCUUCUGCCCAUAAAGACUAAACAAGGCAUUAUUCCUCAAUCCAUGGUCGUCAGUGACGAUGAUGAAGACGCUUCAGAGGAGGAAAUUGAGGAGGCUGCAGAGGAAAACGAUUCGGAAGUGAAUGAUUCCGAUGACGAGGUCAUCCGGGAGUACGCAGCUGAUGGAACGGUGAUCAAGACGGAGGACACUGCGGUAUCUGUGGCAGAUUUACUGAUACACCGGGAGCAGGAGGUGCAGAGGCAGAAGUUCCGCAUUGGAAUAAUUUGUUCGGGCAUUUUGGAACGUCCAGAGGAGAGAGUCAAGAACUUCUCCUCACUCUUUGAUCUUAUGGCACGCACCAGCAAGGAGGGCGUCGUCAAUCUCAUCUCUGUGAGGAAAGUGGCUCUUUUGUCAGCCCUGGAGGUGUUCAAAGACAUCAUCCCAGAGUACAAACUCGGCGUUGUGGAGACGGAGAAUGUGAAGCUGAAGAAAGACACUCUGUUGCGAGUGACAUUUGAAAAUGUUCUCCUGCAGCAGUACAAGAAGUAUUUGCAGACUCUGGAGAUGAUGACGAUGGCAGUGUCUAAGAAGAGAAGCAAUGGAGAUGGUCCACUCACUCCUGCUAAGAUCAGUCUGGCUGAAGUGGCCACGAAUUGUAUGUGUGAACUCGUCCUGGCGCAUCCAAACUUCAAUUUCAGCACAAAUAUUGGCCAGACGCUCGUCUAUCUCUCCAAUAGUCGCUUCCCGAAGAUUCGAGAGAGGGUAAAUGGAUGCUUCAGAACGAUCUUCAAGACAGACAAGAGGCUGGACUUGACUAUUCAUAUCAUCAGGAGGAUUAAUCAUCUCGUGAAGACGAAGCAAAACAACGUCUAUGUAGAAGUUCUCACCAGCCUAACAUCUCUCUACAUUAAGGACAUCAAUUUGGACGCUGAGAAAGAAAAGGAGAUCAAGGAGAAGAAGUUGGAGGCGCGCAAGAGUCGCGUGAUGAAUCUCUCCAAGAAGGAGAGAAAGCGUCAGAAGAAGAUGAAAGAGCUGGAAAAGGAGCUACUGGAGACGAAGGCUGAGGAGAAUAAGGAAUCCAGACAGCAUAAACUGACAGAAGUCACCAAACUCAUCUUCAACAUCUACUUUCGCAUCCUCAAGAACGAUCCCAACUCCAAACUCUUGGCCACGACUCUGGAAGGCUUGGCAAAAUUUGCACAUGUGAUCAAUCUGGAGUUCUUCUCGGAUCUGGUGAAUGUGCUGAACAACAUCAUGGAAACUGUGGAUUUGGACUAUCGAGAGCAACUGCACUGCAUUCAGACGGUUUUCGUACUGCUCUCGGGUCAAGGAGAAGUGCUUAACAUUGAUCCUAUUCGCUUCUACAAUCACCUGUAUCGAAAUCUCCUGGUUGUGCAUGCUGGGAAGAAUCACACGGACUUCCUGGUGAUUUUGAAGACUCUCACGGAAGUGCUCGUGAAGCGGAGAAAGGAUGUGACUUAUCAGCGAUUGCUGGCCUUCACGAAGCGCAUAAUGACAGCUUCACUGCAAUUGCUGCACAACGGAUCGCUGGGUUGCAUUUGCGUGGCCAAGAAUAUGCUCCAGCUCACCUCUAAAUCCGUGGACGUUCUGCUGGACACAGAGACAUUCGUCGGAUCCGGAAGAUACGAUCCAGAACUACUUGAUCCGGAGUACUGCAAUGCGAAUUGUACGCUCUUGUACGAAGUGUCCGCCCUAAUGAGACACUAUCAUCCGACGUGCGUAAAGAUGGCGAAGCAUCUGGCCUCGGGGGCGCCCAUGAGCGGCGAUGGGAGUCUCAGUGUCGACGUGGCGAAAUUAGCCCCAGAGGAGUUAUUUGAGCAAUUCGACAGCUCCACGAUGGCAUUCAAUCCGGCCAUUCCGCCGCCUCGCAUGAAGGAUGCCAAGAAUGCCAAGGGAAAUUUCUUCUUCCGUGACGACACACUCAAGGCGCAAUGCAGCUCUGCCCUGAGACAUCCUGUAAAACCGCUGAAAUCCACUAAUAUGGUCGACUUUUGUGCUGAUCUGUGCAACAGAAAAGUUCCCUAAGAUAAGAUAAUGUUUCUUAUUAAAUAGAUAUUGCUUUAUAAAUCAAUUAAAAAAAGAACCGAUAAA